Molecule: messenger RNA, 663 nt
Organism: Aricia agestis (brown argus)
Lineage: Eukaryota; Metazoa; Arthropoda; Insecta; Lepidoptera; Lycaenidae
Exons: 1
Coding region: 91-591 (166 amino acids)
Source: RefSeq, a predicted model, not a curated record
CCGAUCUCAUUAAUCAUCUGACUGCAACAACAAGUGCUGUGUAUUUAUUUUGAUAGAAUAAUCGAUAAUUUACAACAACAAUCUACAACCAUGAAGCUGGAUUCAAAUAACAAAAUGAUUAGUGGCGAUAGCGGGACGGAGACGCCGGAGGAAGUGAGCGACCCGCGCCAAAACGCUGAAGACAUAAUCGACGAGAUCCUAGCAGAGUUUACUGACUCGCGGAGUCCGGACGCGAGAAACGGGAACGGCAUUCCUGAGAGCCUGUUCAACAUGAUACAGCCUCCGAGGACGCGCACACCGGCCAACUCCCUCUCCGAAACAGCCACGAUAGAAGAAAUAGACCCCGCUUCGGAUCUCGGAACGUCCAUCCGGAAUAAGUGCUUAGAGUUAGAGGAGAUUCUUCAGAGCCUAAAGUCGCGAUUAAACCACGUCGUACUCGACGAGAAUAUCGUUUUAAGCCCGGACGCGAACUCAAUGGAAGCGCAACUCGAACACGACUUGGACACAGACUGCCAGGAAGAUUUGUCUUUGCAGGAGUUUUUGGAGCUUUUACACUCCCAAAACAAAAUCAGUACAAGUGGCGUGCAAUGAUUUGAUAAAUUGUAUUCUGCAGGUUUUUAAAUUAGUUUAUUGAAAUAUAAAAUAAAUAUUGAGUCUAUGUUA